ACCGUUUGGUGAAGAUGGCGGACUCGCUGUUGACAGGUCUGGGAGAGGAGAAAGAUAAGGAGAAGGAGGGCAGAGAGAAGGACAGACACGUUCCAAAAACAGAGAAAAACAGAGAGAGAGACGGAUUCACUGAGACGUUGGGGUUCAACGACAAAAACGGAGGCAGUAAGAGCCAGAAACGCAGCCUGUCAGAUCUGUCUCUGGUCAGAUUUAUAACGACUGAGCUCACCAGAGGCUACUUCCUUGAACACAAUGAGGCCAAAUAUACAGAACGCAGAGAGAGAGUGUACACCUGCCUCCGCAUUCCCAAAGAGUUGGAAAAGUUGAUGACUUUCGGCUUCUUCCUCUGCUUGGACACCUUUCUCUAUGUGUUCACCCUUUUACCCCUCAGGGUGAUUCUCGCUCUUUUACGACUCAUCACAGUGCCAUGUUGUGGCCUCAGUGGCUCCCGCCUGCUCCAGCCAGCCCAAGUGUGUGAUGUGCUGAAAGGCUUCAUCAUGGUGCUCUGUUACUCAAUGAUGAGCUAUGUGGAUUACUCUAUGAUGUACCACCUCAUCAGGGGGCAGUCUGUCAUCAAACUCUACAUCAUCUACAACAUGUUAGAGGUGGCAGAUCGCCUGUUCUCAUCAUUUGGCCAAGACAUCCUGGACGCUCUGUACUGGACUGCCACUGAGCCCAAAGAAAAAAAGAGGGCGCACAUAGGCGUGAUUCCUCACUUUCUCAUGGCAGUUCUCUAUGUCUUUCUUCAUGCCAUCCUCAUAAUGGUUCAGGCCACAACACUGAACGUAGCCUUUAACUCCCACAACAAGUCCCUGCUCACCAUAAUGAUGUCCAACAACUUUGUGGAGAUCAAAGGGAGUGUUUUCAAGAAGUUUGAAAAGAACAACCUUUUCCAGAUGUCUAAUAGUGAUAUAAAGGAAAGGUUCACCAACUACAUUCUGCUGCUGAUCGUCUGUCUGAGAAACAUGGAGCAGUUUUCAUGGAACCCUGACCACCUGUGGGUGCUCUUUCCAGAUGUGGUCAUGGUGAUCACCUCAGAGGUCGCCGUGGAUGUUGUCAAGCACGCCUUUAUUACUAAAUUCAAUGACAUCAGUGCCGACGUAUAUGGAGAAUACAGAGCCAGCCUUGCCUUUGACCUUGUCAGCAGUCGGCAGAAAAAUGCUUACACAGACUACAGUGAUUCAGUAUCCAGAAGAAUGGGCUUCAUCCCUCUUCCUUUGGCUCUGCUGCUGAUCAGAGUAGUCACCAGCUCAGUGAAGAUCCAGGGUUCACUCUCUGUUAUGUGUGUGCUGCUGUUUUACCUUGGGAUGAUCACUCUCAAGGUGCUCAACAGCAUUGUUCUGCUUGGAACGUCUUGCACGUUAGUCAAAGAGGCCAACAUGGAAGAAAAGCUCUUCGACCCUCCUCCCUCUGUCGUUUCCAGCCGUGCAAACUCAAGAGCAAACCGAACCAAGCAAACUCCCACUGUGCCACACCAAGAACCUACAACCAAUAAAGCAGGAAUACCCCAGACACCAGAUGUUCCUCAGCCCCCAAAUUGGGCAGAAAACACCAGCCCUAUUCUCCCCAAGAGUGACUCAGACACAUUCCUGACCACGCCAGAUGAGGAGGACGAGGACAAAAUCAUAAACACUGAUACGGGACUAGAAGGAGACGAGCUCAAGCACAGAGCACCCAAGAAAGAUUUGUUGGAGAUAGACCGAUUCACCAUCUGUGGCAACCGAAUAGACUGAAGGCUUCUGAAACCACUAGUUGGUGCAGUGUCCUGGCAGCACAGCAGGGUUCAGGGAUCAGACAAAGGUCUUGUGUCGCACACAGACCUGACUCAUUCUUAUGCACCUGACCCUUUAAAUAUUUAUUUAUUUAUUACGGACAGAACCAGCCAAUGGCAUAAAGCUGUUACACCAGAGGCCGAGUCAGAAGUUUUCCAGCUCAUCUUUUGUGUGUUCUAUGAACCAAAUAGACUCUAGCAGUGGGUCGUGGUUGUCAUGGGAACAUACAUCCUUGCUUGUCAACGAUGGCAGGAAAAGAAUGGCUGGUUUUACAGUGGAAGAACACUGCAAAUGAGAAAUCUCACGUCGUUACAGCUGGACUGUGUUGGUGUGUAUUCAAAAGCACAAUUCUACGUACAGCAGAAGUUGUUUUUAGAAGAACAAAACUCAUCAGUUUUUUUAAUUUCCAAACUCUGACAAAAUUAGAUAUUUGAGAUGUUUUUUUUCCUUUUAUAAUGAAGAAUGUCAGCUCUUUUUUCUAAAUUUACCAGCUGUAGGACCCUGAUUCAUUCUGCAUACACACACAUGAACGCAUUUAAAGAAAUCUUCUUUAAAUCGUGUGAUGAGCUUAUGUGCAGCCCAACAUAGCAGUUGUGACACUAAAAAUGUUUUGCAUGAACAAAUCAUCCUCAUCUUUGGAGUUUUUGUGUAUGGCUAUUUGUCUUAAUAUUCUUACUUUAAAGCACUGAGAAGAGAGUGCCUAUUUUUUAAGGUACUACAGUAGUGUCUUUUUGCAGGCAAUCUACCAAGCCAGACUAGUUUAGGUGGUAGAUUAAAGUGUGCAAUGUGCUUCACAUGUGCAAUUAUGAUUUAUACAUGUACAUGACAGCAACACUGGAGCUGAGAAUAUGUUCAUGUUGCAAAUCCAAUUGUGUUCUAUUAUGAGUGAGAUUGGUAUGACAAACUGAAGAAAAUAAAAGGAUUUCAUGUAUGUAGACAAGCAUGGCAGUCUGAGCUACAGGAAGGGUCCUAUAACUGCAUAAAAUCGGAGACCCUAAUACAUUUAAUUGGCAAUGAAGCUCUCAAAAAAAACAACCUAGUUUGUAAAACUCAAUGCUGUCAUAUUGCUGUUUUUGAUUUUUGGAAGAGAGCCUUGCCUCAGUUGAGCUGUGUGCAUCAGUUGGUUUGAAUUGCAGUUAAAGCUCUUGUUUGAUAACUUUAUCCUGUCAAGUAAAUGUCUCUCCUGCAUUUUUUAUGUGAUAGUCUAAACAAGGAGGCAAAGCAAAAACAGCUCACAUCUUCAAAGUUAUGAACCAAAAUGCAAUGGUUUUUUUCUUCACUAUUUGGUCAUAAUUGAUGUUUAUAUCAAUUUUGUUUUAUAUAAAAUACUCCAUUCUCAUUUGUUGUAAGAAAGAAGGUACUUCAAGGUGAAAGUACUUCUUUUUCUUUUUUUUUAUACAUCAUCCACAGGUGAUCAUUAAACCUUCCAGACGACAGAAAGUGUUGUUUACAGAUUUUUAAAAAGAAAAAUUACAAUAUUUGUUGUUUGAUUGUGAUUUGUAUUUAAAGCUGAUAAACUACAGGAGCAACCAGGGCCACGUUCAGUCUCGCUAUAGGUCAAAUCAGUGGAAUAAAUAAGUGCUUACUGAGUGAAUGCAUUGUAAAAGUUAGUGUGUACAAAAUUCAACAAGUCAUUUGCAGUGGGUGGAUCGAGCGUGCUGCGAUAUCUGUUAAUCAGACAUUUCUGUGUUUUUAUUUUUAUGUACAAUUCAACUGUGUAUUGUAUCUCCUUUGUGGUAAAAGGAGAAUAAAACAAAUACUUUGUUUUGUAA
Cololabis saira (Pacific saury) is the source of this 3544-nucleotide messenger RNA. It is a transcript of the gene tapt1b, whose product is annotated as transmembrane anterior posterior transformation 1b. Gene Ontology annotation, biological process: positive regulation of cilium assembly; maintenance of protein localization in endoplasmic reticulum. The record is from RefSeq and is a predicted model, not a curated record. Gene Ontology annotation, cellular component: ciliary basal body; endoplasmic reticulum membrane. Lineage: Eukaryota; Metazoa; Chordata; Actinopteri; Beloniformes; Belonidae. The transcript is spliced from 14 exons. The coding region runs from base 15 to 1733 and encodes 572 amino acids.